Molecule: messenger RNA, 3318 nt
Organism: Amphimedon queenslandica
Lineage: Eukaryota; Metazoa; Porifera; Demospongiae; Haplosclerida; Niphatidae
Exons: 4
Coding region: 145-3318 (1057 amino acids)
Source: RefSeq, a predicted model, not a curated record
AUUUACAUGCUUCAUUAGAUCUGGGUGUGGUCAAUAGUUAUAAUUAGAUAUUUAGGGCGGAGCUAAAUAGUUUUCUUCAGUGCAGUGCAGUGCAAUCUACCCUUUACUCAGUCAGACUUCUUCUCUGUUGUAAAUGCCACUGUAAUGGCCUCCAUUGCAGAUACCUUUAUCCCCCUUAAUAUUGAACACCUUGAUAGGGUCUUGUCAGAGUUGGAGCAUUUUGCUGAUGCUGAAUGGAAAAGUUUUGGGCUCAAGUGUGGCCUACACUACAACACAUUGAAAGCAAUAGAAAGAGAUGCUGGGUCUACUAAGGAAUGUUUUACAGAGUGUGUGGCUUGUUGGCUGAUGAUGAAGGAUAAUGUCAGUAAAAAAGGAAAACCAACUUUAGAGAGAUUGGCUGAUAUAGUGGAAAAGAUUGGAGACAAAGCUACAGCAAAAAAAAUCAGGAUCCACAAUGGAAUUGUUGUCAAGGGUCUGGAAAUUCACCAAGUUACACAAUCUGUGCCUAUAAAUUCUUCAAAAUGUUCUACAUUAUCAAGGUGGUUUGUGCGACUGAUACCAGUACUUGUAAUAAUAUCAUUAGUAGCAGUAUACAUGGCAUGGGCCUUUAAUCCUACAGUAAAUUCACCAAUUGAUGAAUAUGCAUUAAAACUACGUGAAAAGUACAACAAAACUCUAACGAGGUAUAAAGAUCCAGAUAUUAAUAAAUACCCAGCUGCUGGCCCAACAGCUCCUGUUGUUCCUUUUAUAUCUUUAAAAUUAAUUAGAUUGAAAAGCUACCAGAAGAAAGCAGAUGCAGAAUUUUUACAUAGUGUUGAUAAGGAAAUACUGGAGCAUGAUAAUUUUGAAAAAAUUAAAAUUGAUGACAUUUUGAAGCCACUAACAGGAAAGAGCACAUUAGCUAAAGAGUUAGCUUUGCAGUGGGCUGAAAGAACAGAUAAAUUAUUAAACAAUUUUAAGAUUAUAAUUCUCAUUCCAUUGCGCCUUGAAAUCUAUCAAAAAGCUGAAAAUAUUGAAGACCUUCUUAUUUAUGUUGAAGAUAUUGAUAUGGUUAAAAUAACUUCUUCAAUCAACAGAGCAAGAGGAGCAGAAGUUCUUUGGAUAUUAGAUGGUUUUGAUGAGCUUCCACAUCAUUUGAGAAACAGUUCAACUUCAAUAUUCAUUAAACUUAUAAAAGGAGACAUUCUUCCCAAGUCAACAGUCAUAGUUACAAGCAGACAUGCUGCUACUGAUCGCUUGCUUACCUUUUUAGAAGAUGACUCAAAACAUAUUGUUCUUAGGGGCUUUGGUCCUAAUGAAAUCUUAGAAUAUGUUUCUAAAUAUUUCAAAAAUGAAGUAGUACUUUUUGAGUUUCAAUCUCAUUACAGUGGUAAUACUGUGAUUGAGAAUAUGCUGUACAAUCCAAUGAACUGCUUCAUAAUGUGUAAAAUAUUUACUGAUUUCAUACAUACUAAGAAUAAUAAGUACCCAAUAACAAUGACAGCAAUUUAUAAUUAUUAUGUUCGUGUAAUACUCAAGCGGCACCUCAUUGAUGCUAGAGUAAGUGACAUAAAUUAUGAAAUGCCUCAAAAUUUAAUACGUGAAAUUGAUUUCAAUAUUCCUGAAUUAAUUGAUAUUUGGGAAGAUUUCUAUUUUCUUUCUAAAGUAGCUUAUAAUGGUGUAAUGAAGCAAGAAUAUGUUUUUGGAAAGGAGCUUCAUAAUGUUUUAAAACUGAGUAUGAUGGACACUAUUAGUAGUUUCACUGGGUUCGAUAAAGAUGAGUCCAGCAGUUUCAUACACACUACAUUACAAGAUUACCUUGCUGCAAUUUAUCUUGUCAAUAAUCCUGGCUCCAUGUUUACUGAAAUUGACAUGAAACAAAACUCAAAUCUUGAGGAUGUCUUUAUUUUCUAUGUUGGAUUAUCAAAGCAUAUUGACAGAAAAAUAGGCACACUGGAUAUGCUAAGAACCAAUGUUUUCCGUGAUUCAUAUAAUCUAAUAUAUUUAGGAAUAAGUAGUUUACUGCUCAGAUGUUUAUAUGAAAAUUAUCUACUUUUACACAAUCAAGACUAUAAUUUAGUCUCUGGUCAUACAUGGAGUAUUGCAAAUGUACCUUUGAAUAAUUUUGAUUACUUUAUUGCUGGAUAUAUUGCUGCUGCUCACAAUAUUACACUCAGAAUUAAUGUAUCACAUGCAACUCAAUUAACAGCAUUCAAAAAAGGACUUCAAUUCCAGCAAAAUUCGGUCAAUGGAAAAAUUAAUAUUAGGCUGCACUAUCUAGAUUUUUCUAAAGCGGACCCUGUUGCUGAAGUAAACCUACCAAGUGAUGCAGUAAUAGGAUUAAAUUUAAUGCUUAAACUAGAUAUAAAUUCAAUUUGUCAACUUAUUUCCAAGUUUCCAUUAUUGGAAGAGCUUCUUAUUGUAAUUUAUGAUAAAUUUGACUGUUAUUCAACAAUAUCAGAGCAUCCUUUAAUGAAACUCAAAGAACUGGAAAGGCUGGCAAUAGUAAUAAUGACUUACAAUUAUAAAAGCAUUUUAGAAUUACUCAAACAAUUUGUUGUUCCUAGACGACCUCUUAAACAUUUAGUUGUAGUUGUACCACUGAAAAUAAUAGACAUCUACAUGUAUAGAGAGAUUUUGGAUUUAGAAGUGCAACGCUCUUUGGAUUUAUUGAGAAUUCAAGUAUUUAUUGAUGUCAUAGUUUUCUCAAAAUCAACCUUUAAGUAUACUUAUGGUGAAACACUAGAAUUCAUUUUGAAUAAAGAAACAAACAGUUUAACAUUUAAUUAUUAUCAACUAUUUGUUCAUCUCCUAGGAGCUACCCACAAAAUACAGUUGAGCUCUUUUACCUCAUAUGUAUAUUACAAGGUCAAAGAGAAAAUGGUUUAUCGUCUUGCAAUUACAAUAUACUCAGAACCAGUGACAUCUUCCUUAAAUAAAUUCAUUAGUGCUUUUGUCAACUUCACAUCAAAAAUGAAUAUAACAACAAAUUUUGAUGCGACUGAUUACAUUAAUCAUACAAUAAAAUUAAAUGGUUCCAUGUAUGCUGUAGUUUUACCAGGAGUUCCAGUUCCAUAUAUAGCUGAAACAACUGUCACAGAUUAUAGAAAUCUAGACAGAAAUAUUCUAUUUUUUUUUGGUUUUUUUACAGGUUGUUUUGCUUCUGUUAGUUUUAACAGUUAUCUAUACUUUAAUUGUCCUCGCCAUGCAUUUUAUGUUAUUAAUUUUAUUGCUAUUAUUAUUACUUUAAUAACUAGUCCUCCUUCAUAUAUAUUACUAUCAUAUUAUUAUUAUUAUUAUUAUUAUUAUGUACGUGUAAAUGUACCGGAUUAUUAUUAA